Paramecium primaurelia is the source of this 234-nucleotide messenger RNA. NCBI's taxonomy places the organism in Eukaryota, Ciliophora, Oligohymenophorea, Peniculida, Parameciidae. The record is from the annotation of a GenBank genome assembly.
AUGAGUGAAACAAAAUCAAAGGAAAGUUAACAAAAAUAGAAUUUAAUAAUUAUAGGAGGAUAAUAUGCUUUGAAAAGUUGUAUCUAUCGUGGAGGAACUCAUAAUUUAUAUUUGGGUAAGCAUAUUUGAUAUAUGUUGACAGCGAUAAACAAAUAGAAUCCAGGAAAUUACUUUGUCGUGCGAUUAGUAAUGUAUAUAAGAGUUUAAAUUUAUUGUUAGUUCAUUAAGCUGAUA